AGUGUUAAAUUUGAUUUCAAUCAAUACAUUGGCCAAAUAUCUGCUGAGGAAUUUUGUCAUUGGAUUGCUAUCAUUGAAGGAGAUCUUUCUUGGGGAAUUUGGUGUUUUUUAAGAAAAGGAGAUAAUGGGGAUUGUGCUACGAAUAUUUAUCUGUGCUGUGUUGAUUGCAACAGUGAGGUGUGAAUAUCCAUCUAAGGAUGUGAGGGAGACUCAGAUGGAUGUACCUGAUUGGCCACCAGGUACAGAUGCUCCUGAUAUCCCUAAUCCGGAGCAGGAUGAUUUGCCUGAUUGGCCACCACCAACUGAUUGGCCAGACACGGAAGCACCUCCUGAUGCUGAGAAUGUUGAGGAAUCUUCAGCAUGGAUGGUCACAGCUAUCGUCUUUAUUGUUCUCUUUAUAAUUGCAGUGGGACUUGCUAUCUACAUGUUCGUUACUCUUCCACCCCGAUACAGCACCAAUAAGACCUUUACUCUGCCCAGAGUUAACACACCAGCCCACUAAAAAUAGCAGCAUCUUCCACUUUUAUCAACAUUAAAAAUAAUACUUAUAGUGAUCGGUUUUUUUUUAGCAAAUAAGGAAUUUUAUAGUGUAUAACUCCCGCCAAUUUUUAAAUAAAUUAUUCCUCCUAA
This is a messenger RNA of Phlebotomus papatasi, 630 nucleotides long. RefSeq lists its product as uncharacterized. The transcript is spliced from 2 exons. The record is from RefSeq and is a predicted model, not a curated record. NCBI's taxonomy places the organism in Eukaryota, Metazoa, Arthropoda, Insecta, Diptera, Psychodidae. The coding region runs from base 125 to 502 and encodes 125 amino acids.